Messenger RNA from Ilex paraguariensis (yerba mate), 960 nucleotides. Lineage: Eukaryota; Viridiplantae; Streptophyta; Magnoliopsida; Aquifoliales; Aquifoliaceae. The record is from the annotation of a GenBank genome assembly.
UUGUGAUUGUUGUGGUUUGUUGUCUUGGGUUUUGUUUUGAAGGAAUUCAGAAUGGCUCUGCCUUCUUUCUUGGUUUUCUUUAUUCUCUCUAAUCUAGUGGUUGUUAACAGUGCUCAAGAAAGAAAACAAUCCCACUAUAAUUGCCCAGUCUCAUUCCCGUGUGGAUAUCUCGGUUUGAUAGGCUUCCCUUUCACCAAUAUGUCGCGGCCUGAGUGCGGAUUGUGCACGGUGGACUGUGGUCCAUGGCAACCUCCAAAUGUCCAACUGGAGACAAAUGGACGGUGGUAUGAAGUUAAAAGAAUGUUUCAGAAUGAUACAGUUUUAGUGGUUGACCCAGAGAGUAAACUUCGCUUAGAGUCUCGCAGUUGUGAUUCUUUCUAUAAUAAUAGUAAUCUUCCCAACACUCCCUCUAUUUCCUAUACAUUCUCUCCGAAUCUCACCUUGUUCAAAUGCAUCAAAAAUCCUGAAUUUGCUCAGAAGAAAGAUGAAUAUUUCAACAAUAGUUACCUAGCUUACGACGACUGCCCUGAUUUCUCCAUCCACUACACAUAUUCAUAUAAUCGCAGUAUGACUCCGAGCAAUCUUCCAUCUUAUUGUUCAGUUAUACAGCUUCCAGCAAACUCCCGCAAGGAUGUUGAUCCCAGUAAACCCUUUCAACUACUUACUUCUGAAUUCUCUCUUCAAUUGCAUGUGUCCAAGGAGUGUUCUUCGUGUAACCUUGAUGGAGGGCAGUGUAAAACCGUCAGCGGUAAUCAAUUACAGUAUGACAAAGGCCAAGGAAAAAGUAAAUUAAAACUCACCCUACUCAUAGUUGGUUUUGCGGUUGGAAUUGUCAUUUUAGUAGCUACAUUCAUCUGCUUCAGAAGGAAAUUCACACGAGAUCAGACUCCAAUUCAGAACUCCAAUCAUCUGCAGCACAGUAGCAUAUCAGCACUGCAGCACCAUAGCUCAGCAGCUUAA